This is a messenger RNA of Ostertagia ostertagi, 339 nucleotides long. NCBI's taxonomy places the organism in Eukaryota, Metazoa, Nematoda, Chromadorea, Rhabditida, Trichostrongylidae. The record is from the annotation of a GenBank genome assembly.
ACGUUUACAAACACUACACAAAGGGAGCAAGAGUAUUCGUUCAAAACGGAACGAUGCACAAGGCAGCUCUAUUCUACAGUAAUUAUUGAAAAGGAUAUUGCGUGCGAAUGGACGGUGGCGUUGAAACUGAAAACGCCCUGUGAAGUCGUCGAAGCGAACGCCGGUUUCCAUCAAGAAGUUCAAUUAAAUCAUAUCGGUAGCAAUACCUCAGCGCAGAGAACUGUUGGUUGGGCUCCUGUGAUCGUCAAAUAUGAAACAAAAGGCACGUGCAUAUUCCGUUAUGGAGUCGAGCAGAAAGUGAAAAUAAACGAGACCGCCGUACGAAGUUAUUAUAAAUGA